Molecule: messenger RNA, 7459 nt
Organism: Melospiza melodia melodia
Lineage: Eukaryota; Metazoa; Chordata; Aves; Passeriformes; Passerellidae
Gene: SPAST
Product: spastin
Exons: 17
Coding region: 77-1915 (612 amino acids)
Cellular component (GO): microtubule cytoskeleton
Molecular function (GO): ATP hydrolysis activity; microtubule severing ATPase activity; ATP binding
Source: RefSeq, a predicted model, not a curated record
GGGGCGUCGCCGCCGCCGCCAUCGCCAUGGCCGGUUGUUGUCAGUCCCUGGCAGCGGGUUAUGGCGACGGCGGUGAAUGAAUUCUCCGGGCGGCCGAGGGAAGAAGAAGGGCUCAGCCGGCUCCAGUUCCGCGCCUCCGACCGCCGGCGCCUCUCCCUCCUCGCCGCCCGGGCCGGCGCCCCCCGUGCCGCCGGCGGGGGCGGCGGCGGCGGCGUCCCCGCACAAGCGGAACCUGUACUACUUCUCGUACCCGCUCUUCGCCGCCUUCGCCCUGCUCCGCUUCGUCGCCUUCCAGCUCGGGCUGCUCUUCGCCUGGCUCUGCGAGCGCCUCUCCCGCGGCGCCCUCAUGGCCGCCAAGGGCAGCAGGGCCGGGGCCGGCGAGGCGCCCGAGCCCGGCGGGGCGCCCGAGACGGUGCGGGCGUGCCACAAGCGGGCCUUCGAGUGCAUCUCCAUGGCUCUGCGCAUCGACGAGGACGAGACAGCAGGACAAAAGGAACAAGCUGUUGAAUGGUAUAAGAAAGGAAUUGAAGAACUGGAAAAAGGAAUAGCUGUCUUAGUAAUUGGUCAAGGUGAUCAGUGUGAACGGGCUCGACGUCUCCAAUCUAAAAUGAUGACAAAUUUGGCAAUGGCCAAGGAUCGCUUGCAGCUUUUAGAGAAGCUGCAGGCAGUUUUGCAAAUUUCCAAGCCGCAAAUGGAGGUCUAUAAUGACAGUACUAACCUGGCAUGCCGCAAUGGACAUCUCCAGUCAGAAAGUGGAGCAGUUCCAAAAAAGAAGGACCCCCUAACCCACACGAGUAAUUCCCUUCCUCGUUCAAAGACUGUUGCAAAAACUGGAUCCACAGGCCUUUCAGGUCACCACAGAACGCCCAGCUACAGUGGGGUAUCAUCAUCUGUGUCUAGACCAGCACCUAAUCCUACACCUUCAGCUCACAAGGCUGCUCCUAAAAAUAGCAGAGCAAAUAAGCCUUCUACUCCUACCACUGCUCCUCGAAAAAAGAAAGACACUAAGAUAUUUAGAAAUGUGGACAGCAAUCUGGCUAAUCUUAUCCUAAAUGAAGUCGUUGAUAGUGGGCCAGCUGUCAAAUUUGAUGAUAUCGCAGGGCAGGAACUGGCUAAACAAGCUUUGCAAGAAAUUGUUAUCCUUCCUUCUCUUAGACCUGAGUUAUUUACAGGUCUGAGAGCUCCUGCACGUGGUUUAUUGCUGUUUGGCCCACCAGGAAAUGGGAAGACAAUGUUGGCCAAAGCAGUUGCUGCAGAAUCAAAUGCUACUUUCUUUAACAUCAGUGCAGCGAGUCUGACUUCAAAAUACGUGGGUGAAGGGGAGAAACUGGUGCGUGCUCUAUUUGCAGUAGCGAGAGAACUUCAACCUUCUAUAAUUUUUAUUGAUGAAGUUGAUAGCCUUUUGUGUGAAAGACGAGAAGGUGAACAUGAUGCUAGCAGGCGUCUAAAAACAGAGUUUUUAAUAGAAUUUGAUGGUGUGCAGUCUUCUGGAGAGGACAGAAUACUUGUGAUGGGAGCAACAAACAGGCCUCAGGAGCUUGAUGAUGCUGUUCUCAGACGCUUCACCAAACGGGUAUAUGUGUCUUUACCAAACGAGGAGACAAGAUUGAUUUUGCUUAAAAAUCUUCUAAGCAAGCAAGGAAGUCCAUUAACCCAGAAAGAGUUGGCUCAACUAGCUAGAAUGACAGAUGGAUACUCUGGAAGUGACCUCACUGCAUUAGCGAAGGAUGCAGCACUUGGCCCCAUUCGAGAAUUAAAACCAGAACAGGUGAAGAACAUGUCUGCCAGUGAGAUGAGAAACAUCAAGCUGUCAGAUUUCACGGAGUCUCUGAAGAAGAUCAAGCGCAGUUUGAGCCCUCAGACCCUGGAGGCGUACAUCCGCUGGAACAAGGACUUUGGAGAUACCACAGUGUGAGACACUGCUUGAAGUGAAACACUCCUGCCUGGGGAGCAGUUGGUGCAGACAACUGGGAAGCAGCCAGAGUUUACAGGACUUUACAGAUAUUUAAGUAUCUGCAUUAAAACUUGAGAUUAAGAGAAAAUUAUACAAUAUGAAAUGUGUUCAUCAAAGCCUCCUUGCCAUUUAGUGAGGAUUUACACACUGUAAGUAAGAGCACAACAGGACUUGAGAGAAGUAAGAUUGCUAGCAAUCUGAUCCUGGUUUGAACAUUAAUAUAUGUAUAUUGUUUCUGCUACAAGGCUCUGAUGAUAUUGAUCAUUGGAGAACCUUUCCCUAUGUUGUGUGUGUGGUUUUUUUUGUUUUUAAUUUUGCCAUGACAUUGAUGAACAAUGGACUUGGAACAAUGAUGUUCAAUUUGAGGUUUGUAAACUGCAGUUCAUUUUUUUGACUUUUUUAUCCUUAAUGUGCCAAAUAAAACAAUUUCCCUGUGCAGAGUGGAAGAACAGCAUUGGGGACUUAUGAUUAUUAAAAUGUUAAAAGUAGCUGGUCUGUUAUUAUUUGUCUUUUUGUUUUGUUGUAAUGUGACGGAGUUGUUCACAGGAUAGGUUUAAAGAAGACCUUUGAUAGCAGAACAGCAAAAAACCCCAACCUUAUAAAACCAAUUCAAACUGCCUUUUAAAAGAAAAACUACUAAAUAAAAGAAUAGACUGAGAUACUCAUUAGUGGCAGUAUUUUCUCUUAAUGCAUUUUGUAACGCUUCCAUUGGUAGAAUGUUAGCUUAUGCUUUCAGUGUACAACUUGAGCCCAGCUGAUGUUUGAGAGAGUAGGUGAUGCUAAUUGUUGAGUUUCAGAAAUGACGUGUUUCUACUCUGUAUUUUGGUCUGUUUAUGAUAAUUGAAAGUAAAAUUUCCAUUGUGAUAAUUUUUUUAAUCUCCACAUGUAAGCAUUUAAAUAUGAGGCUACAUGUUUAAUACAUGGCACACAUUAAUGUUUUUAUAGCUUUCAUAUGUUUCAGUUUAUAUAUUAAAGUAUGAAACACUCAACUGAUCUGCUUUUUUAAAAAGAAACUGCAUCUUUGUACAAAUACUUGUUUUUAUUAUAUAAAUGACAAGCUAUUAAAAAAACAAACUCUUAAAUGAUAGCCUUUAAAUACCAUAAUAAAGGAAAGCAUUUUUGCCUUUACUUUUAAAGGCCCAACAUCUUGUUUACAAAUUCUACACAGAUUAAACACAGAUGUUUGCAAGGCAGAACACUAGUUCCUUGUUAAAGCAGGUUUGUGGGUUGUUGGGUUCUUUGUUUUUUUGGUUGGUUUGGUUUUUUUUUACACCUCUCCCAACUUAGCGCUACUGCGAAAAUGCAUAUUGUUUGUUGUUGUUUUAAUGAAAAUAUGUUGUGUUGUUUGCUUUUGGUCUUAACAGAAAAUUUGUUUUAAUUUUUCAUUUAACUUAUUUUUCGAACUACUUACCUGAAAGUUGAUUAUAAAUAAUAUAUUAUAUGUAUAUAUGAAAAAAAACAACCCUAGCUGAGAGAUGCAGUUGUAGGUAUAGUAAUACUCUGAGAGGACUGUGCUCACUGUGUGGUAUUGAGUACUAAGUAGCAGAAACUCUGUCAUACCUUUGAGAUGCACAUAUGCAAUAUGUUUGGGAUUCUUUUGUUUGUUUUUUUUCCAACCAGAGAUGCUUUUAACUGAUCUUAAGAUUAAAAGCAAUCAAAUAAGAGAAGAUUGUGUUCCACUACUAUGCCUUUUGAAAUAGUCUAACCAAACCACUUCUAGCCUUCUAAGGAUAGGACUCUCUCAAAUUUCUAUGUCUUAUGUAAAUGAAACGUGACUUUGGUUCCUCUGAUUCACUUUUCUGGAGAAAUGCUAAAAGACUUCAGAUUCUUAAGUCUCAUGUCUUGUUUUGCCUUAGCUCUGCCUUCAGUAGACCAUCUUGGUUGUUGGAGAUUCCUGGCUGACUUGAUCCAUAUUUGUAAUAUUCUUCAUAUUGCUAAGCAUGAAUAUUACUGUUGUAUUAGCAUCUGUCAAAUAGCUACAGCUAAGAAAGGGCCUUGGUUUUAUGAAUAAAGCUCUGGUAGACAUUCCUUGAGAUCCUUUGCAAAUGAGAACUUUGGAGGUAAUGCUUCUGGUUUUGAGUGUUCCUAAAUGAUUGUUACAAAACGGCUGGUUUUGUCCACUUAAUUUUGAGGAACAUACUGGUUAUUUAUUUCAAAUGCAUACUCACUGGCCUGGGAUAGGUACCUGAAAUGUUGAGCUAGAAGUCCUCAUCCUCUAAAGUAGCACCAGUAUGCAGCACAAGGAGUCAGAAUCACCAGCUGCUACAUAAAGAGACCAGCUCUUUCACUAGUUUGUACAACCAGUUCAGCUCAAGAGAAUCUGUGUGACUGGUACAGCUGCUUUUUGGUCUUUCAUUAUGCCUGAUUGUUUUCUGCUUAGUGGAUGAACUACAGCCCUAUAAAUUAUUGCUGGAACACAGUAAAAAGAAGAAAAUUUUGUUCUGCAACAUCAGUUUGCCCCACAGCUGCUGGACUCUUAGCCCAUGGCCAGGUGCUCUUUGGUUCAUAAAUCUCCUUUAAAUGUCUUGUCUUAUGCUAUUUUCUGAAUAGUGUAUUUUAAGAGUAAUUCUGUUCUGCUUAAGGCAUUAUCUUGCAUCUUACUCCUAAUUUUAAAUGUACUAAGUCCCCGCUCAGUGAUUCCAUCUAUAUGUUGGAUUAACCGUAUAUAAGAUCUGGGGAAAAACAACCACAACAACAGAAAGAAACCACCAAACCUUCCACCACCCCCCCCCCAAAAAAAAAAAAACAAAACAAAAAACCACCCCAAAUAACCACAAAUUACCUGUAUUUCCCAAGGCUGUAGUACUUAGACAGAACUUUACCAGCUGUAUUUUCCAUAAAAUCAGGUUAUGUUCUAAAUCAAUGUCUCAAAUCAGGAUAAACAGGACAGCAGCUUGGGUGCUUUUAACUUUUGUGAAAACUACGAGUCCAUUAGCUCUCUGGACUGAUUUUUUCCUUUCUUUUUUUCUUUUUCCCCCCCGCCUUUUAUUUUCUGUGAAUCUGCCCACUGCUAGUGAAUGAGCAACUUGACCCACUUUUUUGACAUGAUUAGUAAGCAGCUUGUCUGGCUCUCUGCCAGCGUGUUUUACUGACUUUCAAGUGUAGCAGUUACUGGAGGGAGAAAAUAAAACCAACCCAAACCCCUUGUGUUUUUCUAACAACCUUCUUCAUAUAUCUUUCUGCUUUUAUUAAGCAGGAGCCACAUCUUUUGUCUUUCAACAUACUGGAAGAAUAGUAUGUAGAUUGCUCUUUCUCCUUAAAAAGAGAAUAUUUUCUCUGUUAUGAUGCUCCCUUUGCUAAUGUUGACUUUUCUGUGGACUACAGCAAACCUGUACAGGUUCUCUGCGUAUGCAAAGACAAAAUCAACACAGAAUACUAAAGAUAAGCCUUAAACUAGGAUAUUCAUGCACAAAUAAAUCUGUCCUGUUAGUUUCUUAGACUUUACAGCUUUUAGAGUAUCAGAAAUAGGCACUGUGCCCCUGAGAUGUAUUGCUGACUCAAAGCCAGUUGCUAGGUACAGUUCUGUUGAAUAUGGCCCUGCAACUUUAGUAGGUAACAAAUGUGAUAAUAACACUUUAAAAUAAGAGCAAGAAUGGGAUCUCUGAACUGAGAAGGUGUGUUGUCACUGCAGUAAUUAGAGACUACUGCUGUUUCUUCUGUUCCUUUCUGGAAGUGUUUUUAAAAUGACCGUUUUUAUACAUAUAACUCAAUUAACCUUACCUUCUGGUGUAGGAUAAAUAGUAUUUUUUCUAUUCUAGACAACUGGGGCUUAGCACUGCUUUGUACUGCUGCCAUGUCCCUCUUGUGAAAUUUAAGUACUUUGUACUGGGAAUACUGAAGUCAUAUAUGCUGGCAAAUGGAACUGAGACAUCUGUUCUGAACUGGAAAGCAGCGUUCUCCUUAGGGUUUCCUUCAUCACCUGUGGUGAGACUUGGUGCCCUAGAUUUCCAUAGUGCUUUCCUGCCCAAGACAUGGAUGAUGCAUAGCUGUGCCUAGGAUGUGCUUCUCCAGUGCUUUAGUGAUGCUUCUGCAUGUGGCAGCUUUGGGAGGGGGCCAGUGCUACUGUACCUGAAAAGGUUUUCAUUCUUUUUCUGUGGUGCCCUCAAGCUUUUGUGAUGCUUUAAGUCGUUGGGGUUUCUACCAGAUAUCAAAAAUGGAAUGAAGAGUAGCAAGCAAGUAGUCAAUGCAACUAGUUAUCUCAGUCAUUGUGCUAAUUAGAGAGUUUUACUAUUAGUUUCUCUUGAGCUGCUGUUUAGUGUUGAAGAAUGUUGUUUUACUGACCUAUGUGAAUUUUCAUGCUUAGGAUGAUCUGCAGACAUCCUAAGAGAUGACCAAUUGAUCACCUAUUUUCUUUUAGAAUUUCUUAUUUAAUUAUAACUUUCAGUGUCUUUUCUUUUAAUUACGGUAAUUAGAAUUCCACAGGAUGAGGAAGUUAAGCUGUCACUUCCUGCAAAUACAAAAUCAUCUUGUAAAAUAUGGGGAAAUGUGUAUUCUGUUUUUCCUGCUUCUUGUGUAAAUCAUUAACUGUCUUAGAGUGGAAGCUUCUUACCUUGUCAAUAACUACCUCCUGAGUUCAGCAAUAAUUGGCAAGGUACACACUCCUCCGGUGGAUACAACAUACUGGCUCAACACUGCAGAUUCUUCAGAGUCUGAUGGUUUGAUUUCAAAAUGCUUGACAUUACUUCUGGAAACUAUGGUGAUGAACCUUGUUUUGCUGUAAGACUUUCCUUGCCUUCAUAAGACACACUUGUUAAAAAACCCUUUCUUCAGAGAAGUGGCUUUGAGGAUUAAAGGUCGGUGCUCUUUGUAGCUGGUUAACGCAGGUGUGGUGCUCAAAGAUGCCGGGGUGUGGCUCUCACUUGUGCAGGUUCUCUCCCAUUAGAAGUGGGGAAGAAAGCAUUUUGUCUAACGGUCACACACCUGUCAAAGGGACUGCAAACACAGAAGUUGGUCUUGCCACAUGAUUCCCAUUUUUAGUCGUCUGAAGGGCUAGUCAGUAUUUUUCAGAAAUUUGUAUUAAAGUGAUGAAAACCAAAGGUGGAGCUAAACACCAUACCCCACCCCUGUAAAAUAUAUUGGACAACUCCAGUCUGGGAUGGGAUUCAUUUUUGUAUUUUGUUGUUUAGAAGCACUUUUGUUUCAUUGUUCUUUUAAGAAUGUUUUUUGAAAUGUUAAACACCAUUUUACUAAUAGCAAUGUAAAAAAGCAUGACGAGCAGUCACAUAGCUUUAGCUUACAAUAAAAUGUUUCGUUUGUCCUGUUAUUACUGUUUUCUUGUCUGUUUAUCAGAUAAAAUGUCCAAAACUAAAAGCCUUUUCAUUAAACUUGAAGCCUAUUAAAUUGCUGCUGGUUUUAAAAAAAACAUUUAAAAACAUCAGGUGUUGUAUACCAGAUGAUGGAACAAUAAAUAUGUAAAUAAAUCAGUUUCUAAAGAACAUAACUCAAGUUCUUAAAACUAAUGUAAACAGAAGUGCUACUUCCUAAAUAAAUGUGCUUAAACUGAAA